Molecule: messenger RNA, 1411 nt
Organism: Lates calcarifer (barramundi perch)
Lineage: Eukaryota; Metazoa; Chordata; Actinopteri; Centropomidae
Product: GTPase IMAP family member 9-like
Exons: 2
Coding region: 256-942 (228 amino acids)
Molecular function (GO): GTP binding
Source: RefSeq, a predicted model, not a curated record
GAGCUGGAGGACCUACAGGAACCAGACCUCAGGAUUGUUCUUGUUGGGAAAACUGGAUCUGGGAAAAGUGCAACAGGAAACACCAUCUUAAGAAAGAAGGUUUUUCUAUCUAAAGCAUCUCCUUCCACAGUGACAGCAGAGUGUCAGAAGGAAACAGGAGAGUUUGAGGGUAAAACUCUGGCUGUUGUUGAUACUCCAGGUCUGUUUGACACCGGUAGAGACGGAGAUAAAGACAAAGAGAGGGUGAAGAUAGAGAUGGUUAGAUCCAUCUCAUUAGCUGCUCCUGGUCCUCAUGUGUUCCUGAUCGUGAUCCAGGCCGGCAGAUUCACAAAAGAAGAACAAGACACAGUGAAAAUCAUUCAGAAGGUGUUUGGAGAAAAGGCAGCAGGUUACACCAUGGUGCUGUUCACACGUGGAGAUGAUCUGGAGAAGAAUAAAGUCUCCAUAGAAACAUUAAUUAGUAGAAAUAAAGAUCUUGGUGGCUUCAUCAGUCAGUGUAGUGGAAGACACCAUGUGUUCAACAACAGAGACAAUGAUCCUUCUCAAGUCCAUGAGCUGCUGAAGAAGAUCAACUCAAUGGUUCAGAGAAAUGGAGGAAGUUACUACACCAAUGAAAAGCUCCGACAGGCUGAGAGAGCCAUAAGAGAAGAGAUGAGACGACUCCUGAGAGAAAAUCCACAAAUGAUGCCCAAAGAAGCCAGAAGAAAGGCGGAGAGAAAAAACUGGUUUAUACGGGCCAUUGCACUGGCUGCUCCUGCUGGAGUAGCUGUUGGGGUAGGUGUUGGAAUAGGUAUUGAAGUAGCUGUUGCAGCAGAAAUUGGAGCAGCUGUUGGAGCUGCAGGGGCAGCUAUAGCUGUAGCAGUGAAGAAGAAGAAGGAGGCUGAUGCAGCAGCAGCAGAAGCUGCUUCCAGCCGUAAUAAACUGGACCUGAAGGAAAACUAAUGAUGGAAACAGAGUGUAACUUUAGUUUGAUCUUGUUUCUUUGUUCUGCCUCUUCACUGAAUGUAUGGUCUUUACCAGCAGGUAGCUUUCUGCUAAUGUUAGACAUGAUGAGCAUUUUAGUUUCACUGAUCAUUAGUCAUUAUUCAUCAUGGGACUGAUGGGAACUUUCAACUCUUUAGUCCAGAACAAUCCACAGGUCAGAUUGUGUAACAUGUGCUGCUCUUGAUUUGCUUGAAUGAAAAAGGUGAAAGGUUUUAAUAGAGCUUGUUUUCUUGUGCUGUCAGAGGAGGUGUUGGAAAGAAGGAAAGGUUUUGACUGGAAUGAAGCAGUUUGUAGAAAAGCAGUGAGAUGUUUCUGUGUUGAUAAAGUGUGAGCUUUAAAGGUCCAACAACACUGACAUGAUGCUUCAUAUAUCACAUCUACUUUAUCUGUCUGCUAACAUGUUAAUAAACAGAAAUAUGACAAAUGA